CAGCAAAGGAAUAGCUGAUGAUGCUGGAAAGAUAUUCAAGAAAGACGGAGCAGCAGGUAACAUAAAUUGACCCUCUUCUUGCCAGAGAAGACCAGAUAAAAGCAUGUUGCCCUCAGAUUUCCAGUUUAAAGACUCUUCAGAAAGUGAAGAGGAAAAGGAGUGUGAACUUCUGGCUCUGGAGAGAGAUCAUGCAGAAGAACAGCUGAAUCAACUGCACCUUGCUUCCCAGCAGCUGCUGAAUGAGAUUGAAGCUCUUGAAAUGCAAUAUGAGAUUGAACGCUCCUGUCGCCAGAAUGCUGAAGUCUUUGCUGCCAAGGUAACCAAAGAGAAUAAUAUUCUCAAACGGAUGAGUAAAGCACUUCUCCCAUGCAUCUAUGAGCUUCCUGUAGAAGUACUGUUCAUGGUGGACUCAGAAGCUGCUGCUGCUGCUGCUGACCAUAUUGUUGACUCAGAUGAGCAACACCAGGAGCAGAUCAAAGACCUUCAGGAACAGGUUGAAAAACUGCUAACAGACAAGAGGGAUCUUUCCAGUCUGGUGACAGAUCUCAAAAGUAGGAUGGAAAGUCUGGAAAUGGAGCUAGAAGAAUCCAGACAAGAUAAGGAACGCAUGAUGAAGACCAUUGGCAGAGACAACAGAGUAAUGAAGAGGCUGAGUCGAGUAUCUGAGAUGGUAUCACUAGAGUAUUCAGAAGUAUCUGAGAAACUUGAGCUGGAGCGUAGUCUACGUCAAGAAGCUGAGGUCUUCGCUCAUAAGAUGUUGGUAAAACAGAAAGAGGCCUCACGUCAGAGCCUGAUCAUUCUCCAGAACGCUGAACCAGGCCAGCAACUGCUGAUGGCCUUAAACCAAGUGGCAGAGUUGAACAACAUGUUGGAGGAACUUAAGCAGGAGCACAAAAACGAGGUAAAACAGAUUCAGGAUCAUCACGAAGAAAGUGCUCUGAAGAAGGAGCUGAGCAAAGUGAAAAUGUCAUGGGAAAUCACCAAAGAGGAGAAGCGGGAAAUCGAAAAUCAGCUGACAGAAGCACAGCUGUCUAUCGCCAAUCUUCAAGAUAAAGUUAAGGAGCUGCAGAAACAGAUUAAUUUGGCUGAGAAUGGAACAAAUGACUCACAAGAGAGCUCCACCUCUAUUGUUUCACUACCACUUCCUCCACCUCCUCCUCCUCCUCCUCUGCCUCCACCUCCACUUGUCACUACAACCAUUGUUAGCCCUCUUGAAGAGCUGAGAAGACGAAGACAACAGCAAGGACUAAUAAAACCAAACCCCACCAACACUUAUAUUGAUGUGAAAACCAAAGCUGUGAAUGAAAUGAUGGAGAGGAUAAAAAAUGGAAUUGUUCUAAAGCCAAUGAAAAAGCAGGCAGAAGAAGACAGUCAAAGCAGCAGCUGGAGUGUAAAGGACCCACCAGUCAGCAGUAAAUCAAAUGCUGCAAAUGAGCUGAAGGGGAUUUUGGACUCCAUGAAGAAGCAGAAAAAGAGGAAGUCUUUCUAUAGAUCCUCAUACAAAAUUCAAGAGGUGGAGUUGGCAGGCAUUCUGCAGAGGAGGAGGCGAGCCAUCGAUGGCAAGCCGGUGGAAAAAGAUGGAACACCAAGUGCAGGAGGACAAGACAGCAACAAAUCAGACAGCAAUCCUGCACCAUGGAUUAAGGAUAGCAGCAACACACCUGUUCUACGAAGAAUGAAACAGAUCAGGGAAAAUCGAGAUUCUCGGAUUCGUGCAUCACAGAACCUCCCAUGGUGGGAAUGGAAAUGAUUAGUUGUCAGCAAAAGACGAUGGUGCGCAGUGUUCACUGGCAAAGAAGAACUUUCCAUCGUUGUCUCAUUGAAAAACAUUGCAUUUCUAGUUUACCACCAAACUGCAUGAUGUUAAUGUGAACGUACUGUAAAUGACAGAGCUUUAGCACCAAAUAAAGUUGAUUUAUUAUGAAA
Messenger RNA from Polypterus senegalus (gray bichir), 1926 nucleotides. RefSeq names its product shootin 2 (gene shtn2). The record is from RefSeq and is a predicted model, not a curated record. Bases 104 to 1750 code for a protein of 548 amino acids. The transcript is spliced from 17 exons. NCBI's taxonomy places the organism in Eukaryota, Metazoa, Chordata, Cladistia, Polypteriformes, Polypteridae.